Messenger RNA from Tribolium castaneum (red flour beetle), 2858 nucleotides. RefSeq names its product Mitochondrial aconitase 1 (gene mAcon1). The record is from RefSeq and is a predicted model, not a curated record. The transcript has 6 exons. Gene Ontology annotation, cellular component: mitochondrion; cytosol. Gene Ontology annotation, biological process: tricarboxylic acid cycle. Lineage: Eukaryota; Metazoa; Arthropoda; Insecta; Coleoptera; Tenebrionidae. Gene Ontology annotation, molecular function: aconitate hydratase activity; 4 iron, 4 sulfur cluster binding. Bases 332 to 2704 code for a protein of 790 amino acids.
AGAGGAAUAUAUUUUGGGCCAAAAGACUGAUUUUUGACACGACUGUCAUUUAGUGUUAUGCCAAAAGUGGAUGUCAUUAAAAAAAUUCAUCGUAAAUUUUCAGAAGUACUUCCUGUUGAAACGUGAACCUGGCCCUCGGUAUCACACACGAGCAAAAGUCGCGAUAGGGGGACUAUUUGAAAACAAGUUAUUAAUGGAAUAAAAUUAGUGAAUGCGUGCGCACGGAGCCGGCCAGCUGAGAACAGAUCAAAUUUAGGGUACAUACGUAAGAGUGUACUUCACAAUUACCAGCCAACACCAUUUCUAACUGCUUUGGGGCCCUUUUGCAACCAUGGCGCACUGUAUGCGAGUUUUGCAUCGCCAGGGUGGCAAGGCCAGCAGUGCUUUGCUGACCGAAAUCCAAAUAAGAUGUUUCCACGUUUCGCCACUGGCAGCGGCCGCCUCCAAAGUGGCUAUGAGCAAAUUCGACAAGGACGGACUUCCCUAUGAUAAGCUAAUCAAAAAUCUAGAAAUUGUCAAAAAGAGGCUCAACCGCCCCUUGACUCUUUCGGAAAAAGUGCUCUACUCCCAUCUGGACGACCCCCAAAAUCAGGAUGUCCAACGUGGCACGUCUUAUUUGCGCUUACGCCCGGACCGUGUGGCUAUGCAAGACGCCACCGCCCAGAUGGCCAUGUUACAAUUUAUUUCCAGCGGUUUGAAACGUGUCGCUGUCCCAUCAACCAUUCACUGCGACCACUUGAUCGAAGCCCAAGUGGGCGGCGAAAAGGACUUGGCCCGCGCUAAAGACCUCAACCAGGAGGUUUACAGUUUCCUAAGCAGCGCCGGUAACAAAUACGGCGUCGGUUUCUGGAAACCGGGCUCCGGAAUCAUCCACCAAAUCAUCCUCGAAAAUUAUGCCUUCCCUGGCCUUCUCAUGAUCGGCACCGACUCGCACACCCCCAAUGGGGGCGGUCUGGGCGGCCUGUGCAUCGGUGUCGGCGGCGCCGACGCCGUGGACGUCAUGGCCAACAUCCCCUGGGAGCUGAAAUGUCCCAACGUGAUCGGUGUCAAACUCACCGGGAAAUUGGGCGGUUGGACGUCCCCCAAGGACAUCAUCCUGAAAGUGGCCGAUAUUUUGACCGUUAAAGGGGGCACUGGCGCUAUCGUUGAGUACUUCGGGCCUGGGGUUGAUUCCAUUUCGUGCACCGGGAUGGCAACCAUUUGCAACAUGGGGGCUGAAAUUGGGGCCACAACUUCCAUUUUCCCGUACAAUAGUCGCAUGAGCGACUACUUGAAGGCCACCAAGCGAGGGGAGAUCGCCGGAGAGGCUGAUAAAGUUAAAAGUGCGCUUUUGAACCGUGAUGAAGACUGCACGUACGAUCAAGUGAUUGAGAUUAAUCUUGAUACGCUUGAACCGCAUGUUAAUGGGCCGUUUACGCCCGAUUUGGCGAAUCCGAUCAGUAAGUUGGGAGAAGCGGCGAAGAAAAAUGGGUGGCCGGUUGAUAUCAAAGUCGGGUUGAUUGGGUCGUGUACUAAUAGCUCGUACGAGGAUAUGGGCAGGUGUGCGAGUAUCGUCAAAGAGGCGAUGAAUCAUGGGUUGAAAUCGAAGAUUCCGUUCAAUGUCACGCCGGGAUCGGAGCAGAUCAGGGCGACGAUUGAAAGGGAUGGAAUUGCCAAGACUUUGAGGGAUUUCGGAGGCACGGUAUUGGCCAACGCUUGUGGCCCGUGCAUCGGGCAAUGGGACCGCAAAGACGUGAAAAAGGGCGAAAAGAACACCAUUGUAACCUCAUACAAUCGUAACUUCACCGGUCGUAACGACGCCAAUCCGGCGACACAUUCUUUCGUCACAUCACCGGAGCUGGUCACAGCUCUAAGUAUUGCGGGCCGAUUGGACUUCGACCCCACUAAAGAUGAACUGACCGGAAAAGACGGCAAGAAAUUCAAAUUGAGUUCGCCCUUCGGGGACGAACUCCCUACCAAAGGUUUCGACCCCGGUCAAGACACCUACGAAGCCCCCGUGGCUGACGGAAGCACCGUCAAGGUUGACGUCAGCCCCACGUCACAGCGGUUGCAACUGUUGGAACCUUUCGACAAGUGGAACGGGAAGGAUUUGGAGGAUUUGGUCGUUUUGAUCAAAGUCAAGGGGAAAUGCACGACUGAUCACAUUUCGGCAGCUGGGCCGUGGCUGAAGUACAGAGGGCAUCUCGAUAAUAUUUCCAACAACAUGUUUAUUGGCGCGACAAAUGCGGAAAACGGCGAAAUGAACAAGAUCAAGAACCAGCUGACGGGCGAGUGGGGCGCAGUCCCCGACGUUGCGCGCCACUACAAGGCCAACAAAAUAGGGUGGGUGGCCAUCGGCGACGAUAAUUACGGGGAGGGAAGUUCGCGGGAGCAUGCCGCCUUGGAGCCCCGACAUCUCGGCGGUCGGGCCAUUAUUGUUAAAUCUUUCGCGCGUAUCCACGAAACCAAUCUCAAAAAACAGGGGCUCUUGCCUUUGACGUUCUCAAAUCCCAGCGAUUACGAUAAGAUUCAACCUACCGAUAAAAUUAGUCUUAAAGGUCUCGCGAGUUUAACUCCAGGGAAGCCCGUUGAGUGUGAGAUUAAACAUGCCGAUGGAAAGGUCGAGAAAAUUUUACUUAAUCAUUCGCUUAAUGAGCUACAAAUUGGGUGGUUUAAGGCCGGAAGCGCGCUCAACAGGAUGAAGGAGUUGGCGGCGUCGGCGUAAAUUGAUUCAUGAUUUUCUUGUGGUUUAGAAAGCACUUGAGGUACUUUUGUAUUAUCCGAUUGUAGAGUCAUUGAUCAAUUGUGCUGUACAUAGUUUUUAUUCCUUUUUCAAAUUUUUUUGUGCAAGUAUAUUUAAUAAAACAUUUGACAAUAAA